Messenger RNA from Closterium sp. NIES-67, 4571 nucleotides. NCBI's taxonomy places the organism in Eukaryota, Viridiplantae, Streptophyta, Zygnematophyceae, Desmidiales, Closteriaceae. The record is from the annotation of a GenBank genome assembly.
GUGUUGUUGAAGCAUACUAGGUGACAUUGCUCAACUAGUGCGGUUUUUUAGUAGGGCACAACGACGAUUCGCGGGGUAAGUAGACGCUAGGAUGUCGUGCAGGCUAGAGCAUCACGUGCACGCGCCGUGACGAAUGCUGGUGAAUGGUUGUGCCCUACCCCACUCAUCACGUGUUUGGAGAAAUCCUGGCCGUCGUUCCGUUCGGGGCUUCUCCCCGUCUGAUCUCCAUGUGCUUACGAAGUGUCACCUCACACCUCGCCUCUCCUCUCUUGCACCUUACCCACGCCACCCCUUCUCCUGCCCCCUCCGCUGUUCCACUUGUCCUCGAACCCCUUACUACGACUCGUGCCUUUACGGCAAUCUCAAGGCCAUGCGAGUCUCUUUGUUAGUGUCACAUCGGUGCGCGCAGCUCCAGCCAGGUCGUCCGUUGCAAGCACCCGUCUGCCCCUUGCCGCCUCGACUAACACCGUCCGUAGCGCCCGCUAUCGCGUGAGGAGGGUCCGGCGGGCAUCGCGCAUGAGGAAAGCGCGCGCGGGCGUGGCGGUGGACGUGCCCCCAUCGCUCGCUGCCCUGGCGGCGCCCGACUGUCCCCAGCCUGAUCAAGCGCCGCUGUUUCCCGUGGCUUCCCCCGCCGUGCAUGGCUUGUCGGCGGACACCGAGCCCGUACACGGCGCUCGGCCCGACGGGCCCCGGGCGGCCCACGGCCUGAACGGGCUUGUGGGCGCGGAGGAUAGGCGCAUGGGGAAAGACGCAGGUGGGAUGGGGUUCCGGGGGUCGGAGGAGGAAGAGGGCGGUGCAGGCGACGAGGAUGCGCGGCGAGAAGCCGUGGAUCCGCCUCCGGCUCUUUCCAGUAGGUCGCCCGGCAGCGGGCGGUCUAUGCGGCAUCUGGGUUCCAGCAGGAGUGCGGCUAUGUCCAGAGGGGCCAGCAUGGCGGAAGGCGACGACGACGACGGCGACGACGGCGACGACGGCGAUGACGACGGGCUACUGAGUGUGAGGAGAGGGGGGGCGACGCCUCGGCUGUCGCUGUGGGAGGACGACGACUCGCGCCUGGAUACCAGUCGAUCGGAUGCCACAGGUAGCAGCAGCGGCCGCUCCAGUGGCGGCGCAGUGUCGGGCGGCAGGCCUGCGCCCAGGAAGCACACGGGGGUGGGCCCGGCGCUGCAGCAGCGGGUGCUGCCGCCGUCGAUGAGCAUGAGCCGCGCGCGCAUGCGGCUGGCGGGCAUGAAGCUGGACCUGGGCGUGCUGCCCAUGGGGCCCGCUGGCGUGCUGCUGCCCGACCAGCCCGCCGCGCUCCACCUCUCCGCGCACGGUGCGGACGGGUUCUCGGGGAUGGGGGAUGGGGCAGGGUUUGGCGGAGAGGGUGCGGGGGGCGAGGAAGAGGAGGAGGAGGGGGAGGGGGAGGGGUCGGAGGCGAUGGAGGUGCGGGAUCGGAAGGAGAAGUUCGUGUUCUUCGAGCGCCAGUGCAGCCGCGUCAUGCUGCACCUAUACGUGGGCAGUGACGCCGUGGCGCGCGACCGAGACAUUCUGCGGCAGGCGGGCAUCACGCACGUGGUGAACUGCGUGGGGUUCGUGUGCCCCGAGUACUUCCCGCGCGACAUCACCUACAAGACGCUCUGGCUGCAGGACAACACGUCGGAGGACAUUCAGUGCGUGCUGUACGACGUCUUCGACUUCGUCAACGAGGUCAAUCGCGUCAACGGCCGCUGCUUCGUGCACUGCUGCCAGGGCGUCUCGCGCUCCACCUCGCUCGUCAUCGCCUACCUCAUGUGGGCACAGCAAGUGGAGUUCGAGGCGGCGUUCCGCACGGUGAAGGCGAUCCGCGGCGUGGCGAGUCCCAACAUGGGCUUCGCGUGCCAGCUGCUGCAGUGGCAGAAGCGUGUGCUCUCGCCGCCCUCCCCCACGCCCGCGCUGCCGCCUGCUGCAGCCCCACCCGCCCUCGCUGCUGCUGCUGCUGCUGAUGGUGGUGGGAUUGGUGGCGCAGAUAGCAGUGGGUGCAAUGGCGAGGCGGCGGGGCGGGGAGCGCGGCAGAUGGAGAGUGUGCGCAUGUACCGCAUGGCGCCGCACUCACCGUACGACCCGCUGCACCUGGUGCCCAAGAUGCUCAACGACGUGUCCGUCGCCGCGCUCGACCCCAGAGGCGCCUUCAUCGUGCAGGUCGGCGCGUCGCUCUACGUGUGGUAUGGCGCGGCGUGUCGCCCCGCCAUGCAGCAGCAGGCGGAGCGUGCGGCGGACCAGAUAGCGCGCUACGAGCGCCUGCCAGCGCCGCCGUCGCACAUCCAGCAGGGGCACGAGCCGCAUGGCUUCAAGGCGGCGCUGAGCUCGCAGCGGCUGGUGCGCGGCGGCAGCGGCGAGUGGGGCGUGUGCCUGAGCGUGCUGGAGCGCGAGGGCCUCACGUACCUCGGGCAGGAUGCGCACCACGUGCCCGCCCACGCCGACCUCAGGCCCGGCGCCGCCGCCAUGCUGCCCGCGCUGGCUGGGGGGGCGAGGGGUGCGAGCGGGGUGUCAGGUAAAGGAGGGGGGAAAGACAGAAGAGUGGAGAGUAAGAGUGGAGAUCGCGAAGUUGAUGGUGGGAGUGAGAAUGGGAGCAGGCGGGCUGAAUGGGUUGUGGAGGAGAGGGAGGAGUAUUCAUUUGACUUUGAGUGUUUCAGCAAGGGGUUAGAUGGAGGCACGCCAGUGGGAGCAGGGGCUGUGUCGCCUCCCACCAAGGUGUUGCCAUAUAAGUACAGGGGCUGGCUCGAGGCGUCACUGCCGCUCAACCCUGCGUACGCCCUGCCCUGGGAAGCUUCUCACGCCACCCUGCCCGCCCCCCAGGCGGCCUCCCCGGCAGCGGGGGCAGCAGCGGGCAGCGGCGUGGGGUCUGCCGUGGCGUCCACCAGCUCCGCCCUGGCGCGACUCACCGUGCACGAUGGGGAUGCUGACGCAGGGAGCACGGCAGAGGAAAGGCAGGACGAGGCGAGGGGAGGUGAGGAGGGGCGUGUGUCUCGCAAGCCAGUGUUCGCCCCGCUGCCACUGCAUGCGCACACCUCCCUGCCGUCCCCCUCGUCCUUCUCUCCUCGCUCCCUGGGCUUCUUUCCGCCCUCUGGCAGUGGUGCCUAUGGCUCUGCUCUGAGCAAGUUCUCCAAGCCCUCACCUCCGCGCGACUCACACCGGCUCAAGGACCAGUCAGGUGGGUCAAGGGCAGCAGGAGAGGGGGGCGCAGGCGGUGGCAGUGGCAGUGGCAGGGGCAGUGGGCGUGGCGGUGCGUUGAGGGUGGUUGGAGGGCUUCAUGCAUCUGGGCUAGGCAGCAAUGGCGGCGGCACGAGGAGGGGCCUUCCCCCACUGACUCCUCGCAACACAGGUGGAAUAAGGGGGCAGCAGUCGCAGGGGUGGGGUGAGAGUGAUCAUGGAGGGGCGGAGGAGGAUGAGGGAGCCAAGGAGGGGGCGGUGAUGGCAGUGGAUGGACACUUGGGAAUGACAGAGGAUAGUGCUCAGGUGCCACGAGGGCCGGAGCAGCAAGGGGAGGGCGGGGGCAGUGACGUGGACGCUGGGGUUGGGCUGUGGAUGCCGUCCCCUAGACAAGGCAAACCGAACCUCAGAGCUGCUUGGGAGGAGGGGGGGAAGGACGAGGCAGAGGAGGAGGCGGAGGGAGGGAACGCGUAUGAGGUGGGCGUGAUGCAGGGCAAGGGAGGAGAGGGGGUCGGAACAGUGCUGGCAGGGCUGCCUCAAAGGAGGGGGAGGGCAGCGCGUGGCAGUCAGAGCACAGGCAGUGAAGCCGGUGCCAUGGAGGCACGAGGAAAGGCCCCCAAGCCGCCUGCCAGACGCACUCCGCCUCUUGCUGCAGCAUCUACUGCCAGCAGCAGCAGCAGCAGCAGCAGCAGCAGCACUGCCACUCCCAAUCUCAACGCCGCUCUGCCCCCUGCCCCUCGUUCCAGCUCGCAUCUCAUCGGGCGCCGCGAGGUGGGGAGUGGUGGAGAGAGUUGGGGCGAGUGGGGGGAAGGGGGGGUGGACGAGGCAGAAAGCAGUGGAAUGGAUGCAUUUGGCGUGCCUCUCACUCCAAGACGCCGACUGCCGCCCAGAUCAGCAUUUGGAAGAGGGUUUAGGGGGACAUGGGAGGAGGGAGCAGGGGAGAGGAGGGUGGAUAAUGGGGAGUCAGCUGAAGAUGGGGGCGUGCGGUCAAAGAGGAAAGGGGUUGCGAGAAAGGAGAAGGACUGGGGGGAGAAUGAUGAUGGCGGGGGUGUUCAUCCAAUUCCAGAGUACGGGGGAGAGGAUGGUAUGGGAGGGGAGGCAAUGGAUGCGAUGCAAGUAGAGGACGCCAUGGGCGCUGGUAUGGCACUUCCCACUCCUCGACGCUUGGGGCCACAAAUUAAGAAGAUCUUCUAGGGGGUGCAGAAAGAAUAUGAAUGCAUGGACGCACAUGAAUGGAGUGCAAAGCAACGUAAAUCUUUAAAGGAACCCGCAUGUGUCUUUUCCCCCGAGUCAAAGCUUGGUUGAUGCACAUUGUACAUCUUAUGGCCACACUUGACCGUGCGGCCUCACAAUCUGCUGGCCCGCUACUUCAUGCUACUUCUUGCUUGCACCCUUUUUAUUGC